Messenger RNA from Ceratina calcarata, 882 nucleotides. RefSeq lists its product as uncharacterized. Gene Ontology annotation, biological process: multicellular organismal reproductive process. The record is from RefSeq and is a predicted model, not a curated record. Bases 1 to 693 code for a protein of 230 amino acids. Lineage: Eukaryota; Metazoa; Arthropoda; Insecta; Hymenoptera; Apidae. The transcript is spliced from 3 exons.
AUGACUUGUUCUUCUUUGUCUUCUUACAUUCAUGUGUGCGGGAGGAGAAAUCCAAAACUCGGGGAGUGCAUAACGGAGAGUGUGAUAGCUCUGAAUGAACAGCUUCGCGUUGGCAUACCAGAGCUGGACAUCCCACCAGUGGAACCGUUGUUCAUCGACACGGUAGAGCUCGCUAAUAUACAAAAUUUUAAGGCCAUUGGUAGAAACAUCACACUGUUCGGUCUCGCGAAACAUAUAAUACACUCCGUCGACAUUAAGUUCACCGAUGACGGAGGUACAGUGUACAUCGAUUGCGAGUUCCCUGAUGUCAGGUUGAAGGCGCUUUACGACGUCGAGGCGAGGAUCUUGGUGCCCAUAAAGGGCAAGGGACCCAUCACCAUUAAUACAAAGAACGUGAAAGCGAACGUGAAAUUGAAUUUUAAAAUAGUGAAACGCGGAGGCGUUGAUCACAUUUAUUUCUCGUCGAUGACGACGAUGCUGACCAUCAAGGAGUUCGAUGUUGAUUUCGUCGCUGAGAAUUUCGACAAGAUCCUGCAGGACGCCGUGACUCAAGCUCUGAGCAGCACCCAUCAGGAAGUGUUGGAUGUCACCAAGCCGAAUCUCGAAAAGGCCAUCUCCGAGAGGAUCCUUAAAAUUGGCAACCAGAUGUGCAAACAUUUCACUUACGACGAACUACUUCCCGACAGGGAAUAGAACUCCUUAAGCAAUUUGUUGACCUUCGUUAAUUAUACUUGGACCGAGAUCGUUCUGAAAUAUGUAAAUAUAGAUUGUACAUCGCGACAAAAUUUUGUUACACCGUAUCGUAUUUUUUAUUUACCUUUUUGUUAAUGUUGACUGUAAUAAAAUUUAUAACACGAGGAGAUUAAAGGGUUUGUUAAGAAA